Messenger RNA from Helianthus annuus (common sunflower), 912 nucleotides. RefSeq lists its product as uncharacterized. Lineage: Eukaryota; Viridiplantae; Streptophyta; Magnoliopsida; Asterales; Asteraceae. The record is from RefSeq and is a predicted model, not a curated record. The transcript has a single exon. The coding region runs from base 1 to 912 and encodes 303 amino acids.
AUGAGAUGGAUCCGGUGGGAGUACAUGAUGAAAGCGAAGAAACUGGGCGGUAUGGGUCUUGGGGGAAUUUGUAACUUUAACCUUGCUAUGUUAUCCAAAUGGUGGUGGAGGUUCCUUUCUAAUCUAAAUGAGUUGUGGGCCUCGGUUGUUGGAGCAAUUCACAAAGGUAAUAUCAUCUCUAUUCCGCCCGAUAUUCCAGUGAAGAAAUCCAUUCCGAGUUUAUGGAAGGAUAUCACUUCGGUUGAAACAGCGCUUCAUAAAGAUGGUAUCAAUCUUAAAGAAAAGCUGGUAAUGAAUGGUAAUAUUUGGAACUGGAGGUCGGACCAUUAUGGGGAAUUUUUGGUCAAGCAGGUUCGGUUUGAUAUUGACGCAGCCAACGAAGAUCCGGUCAAUAGAAGUCUCAUUUUUAGCUGGAAUUGUUGGGCUCCGCCAAAAGUUAAUUUCCUUCUAUGGAGAUCCUUAAUUGGUAGGAUAGCUUCCAAAGUUGGUCUGAUCCGGAGGGGUCUUUCUUUCAUUUUAGGAUCAUGCUCUCGGUGUGGGUUGGGUUUGGAGGAUCCGGAUCAUAUUUUCAUAGGAUGUCUUUGGGCCCGUAGCAUUUGGUGGAACAUAUUGAGAUGGAUGCGAAUUUCUUUCCCUAUGGAGAUAGGUAACAUCAGUGACAUGUUGGAGUUUAUUAAAAAUCAGCCUGGAGGAGAUAUAUGGAAAAGGGUGGUUUAUACCGUUGUGUUGGCAAUAGUUUGGAGAAUUUGGAAGGCUAGGAACGAGAUGACUUUUGACGGCCGGUUUAUUCCUGUUACCAUUUCGGUCGACCACAUCAAAGAAGACGCUUUUUUGUGGUUAAGCAAUCGAUCCAAGUGCAAGAUGCCAAGCUGGGAAAAUUGGAGAUUAUUCGAUAUUUCGGUUAUGUUGUAA